This is a messenger RNA of Nicotiana attenuata, 1889 nucleotides long. Its product is annotated as zinc finger protein MAGPIE-like. The record is from RefSeq and is a predicted model, not a curated record. Lineage: Eukaryota; Viridiplantae; Streptophyta; Magnoliopsida; Solanales; Solanaceae. The coding region runs from base 305 to 1711 and encodes 468 amino acids. Gene Ontology annotation, molecular function: DNA-binding transcription factor activity. The transcript is spliced from 3 exons. Gene Ontology annotation, cellular component: nucleus.
GUAUAUGAGAAUGUGUGCGUGAGACAACUAGAGAGAGAAAGAGAUCUAAUAUAUUUAUCUUCCUAGUUCCAUGUUAUUUAGAGCAGAAACCUUAAAUCAAGUGGUCAUUCUUCUUUUGAGCUCUUCUCUUAAUUCUACCAAGAAAGAAAUCUAAAUAAUCAAUCCUUUAAACUUCAGAUUUAAAUCUCAAUCCUUCAAACUUCAUAUCUAGUUUUCUUCCUACAAAAAGAUCAAAUUAGCAAGCUUACUCUUUUAGUGAACUUGUUUUUGUAGAUUGAAUCCAAGCUAAGGAAAUUAGUAGAAGAUGACAGAGGAAGUGAUCUCAAGUGGAUUUAACUCAAUUGAAGGAUCCAAUCCUCUCCCUCUCAAGAAAAAGAGAAACCUUCCAGGAAAUCCAGAUCCUGAAGCAGAAGUGAUUGCCUUAUCACCAAAGACUCUGAUGGCAACCAACAGAUUCUUAUGUGAAAUUUGUGGAAAAGGUUUUCAAAGGGAUCAAAAUCUGCAACUUCAUAGAAGAGGACAUAAUUUACCUUGGAAGCUAAAGCAAAGGACUUCAAAAGAAGUGAGAAAGAGAGUUUACGUUUGCCCUGAAAAGAGCUGUGUUCAUCAUCACGCUUCAAGAGCUUUAGGAGAUCUCACUGGGAUAAAGAAACAUUACUGUAGAAAACAUGGAGAGAAGAAGUGGAAAUGUGAGAAAUGCUCUAAACGAUAUGCUGUGCAAUCGGAUUGGAAAGCUCACUCCAAAACUUGUGGCACUAGGGAAUAUAGAUGUGAUUGUGGCACUAUUUUUUCAAGGCGAGAUAGCUUCGUGACUCAUAGGGCUUUUUGUGAUGCAUUAGCUGAGGAAACAGCUAGAGUUACUGCAGCAUCAAAUAUGCACAACCCAUUGGCUGGAAACAACAUCAAUUACCAUUUCAUAGGUUCCCCCUUAGGUCCAAACAUGGCACAACAUUUCUCUUCUCUUUUCAAGCCAAUUUCAACCAACAACGAAAACUCAGACCCAAUUAUGAGAAGAGAUCAACUGUCACUUUGGAAUAUGGAGCAAGUAUCUCAACAACAGCAAACGAUAGGUAACAAUAACCUCCAGGAAAUCCAUCAAAUAGGUCCUCUAAUUCAAACUUCAGCUGCAGCUGUUUAUGACACAAAUACCCUUCUUGCACCACGUUCAAAUCCUCCACCAGUAAAUUACAACCAUGUUAACUGGGAACAAUUAACAAACACCUCAUCUGCAAACGUAACUGUUCCAUCACUGUUUAGUAACCAACACCAAUCUCACCAGCAAAUUACACCUUCUUCUACUGCUAGUAUGUCAGCUACUGCUUUGCUCCAAAAAGCUGCUCAGAUAGGAGCGACAACCACAACUACUGACCCAUCAUUUCUUGGAAACAAUUUUGGGAUGAAUAAUUGCAACGUCAAGAACAAUAAUGUUCAAGUUCAAGAAGUGAACAACAACAAGUUGUGUGGAUUUUACGUUACUACUACAAAUAACUCAAUCACUACUAGUCUUGGAAGUGAAGUAGAUCAGGGUUCAGUAAAUGAUUUAUCUACGUUGAACCAGCUGCAGAUGUAUAAUCCUCCUUCAAAACGUCGUCACAUACAAACUCGUGAAGAUAGUGUGACAGGAGGAGGAGUGGGAGGGCAAACUAGAGAUUUCUUGGGAGUUGGGGUACAAUCAAUUUGCCACCCUUCUUCCAUCAAUGGAUGGAUAUGAUUAAGUUGGGCAAUUUUAUUUUCACAUUUAAUAUUCUGUUUUAAAUCGGCUUACAGUCUAUGGUAUCGGUGAAAGCCUUCCAAUCAGUAGGUGUGUGAGUUCAAUCCUCACUGUUUCAUUCUCCUUAUCUAAUCCCCAAUGUAAUAAAUUUUAUUUUUAAAUAUUUUGUCUGAAGAAA